AUGGCACGCAGUAUAGCACAAUCCUAUACGUCAGGUAAUGGUCAAAAUGGAAAAGCAUCAUCAUUAGCAUCUGCUGAAACGAGAAACGGAGACAGUAACAUUGCACGCAGUAUAGCACAAUCCUAUACGUCAGGUAAUGGUCAAAAUGGAAAAGCAUCAUCAUUAGCAUCUGCUGAAACGAGAAACUCUGGAAGUGGAGGUCAGCAGGGUCAACAAGGUGGAACUCAACAAGGAGGAACCCCUGGAAAUGGAAGUCAGCAGGGUAAACAAGGUCAACAAGGUGGAAAUCAACAAGGAGGAAACGGAAACAAUAACAUUGCAAGGAGUAUAGCACAAGCCUAUACGUCAGGUAAUGGUCAAAAUGGAAAAGCAUCAUCAUCAGCUUAUGCUGAAACAAGAACCUCUGGAAAUGGAGGUCAGCAGGGUCAACAAGGUGGAAAUCAACAAGGAGGUAAUACUCCCCUGGAAAAGGAGGUCAGCAAGGUCAACAAAGUCAACAAGACCAACAAGGAGACUCCCCUGGAAAAGGAGGUCAGCAAGGUCAACAAAGUCAACAAGACCAACAAGGAGACUCCCCUGGAAAAGGAGGUCAGCAAGGUCAACAAAGUCAACAAGACCAACAAGGAGGUAAUUAUAGCACAAUCCUAUACGUCAGGUAAUGGUCAAAAUGGAAAAGCAUCAUCAUCAGCUUAUGCUGAAACAAGGCAAACAGGUGACUCAGGUGAUGAUACUGUGGGGUCAAGCAAAAGGAGAUCCAUGCCCUACGAUUCAUCUGGUGAGAAUUUUGCUGCCGCAUAUGCUAAGUCCGAUGUUUCGGGUGAAGGCAACUCAAGAUCGAUAGCCUCCAGUACAGUUGAAAGUCGAAACGGAGACAAUAACAUUGCACGCAGUAUAGCACAAUCCUAUACGUCAGGUAAUGGUCAAAAUGGAAAAGCAUCAUCAUCAGCUUAUGCUGAAACAAGAAAUGGAAAUCAACCGGGGGGCUCAGGUUCUGGUAUUGUUUGCCAUCCUGAUACAAGCAGCCAGCCAGGCUCCGCACAAAAGCAAGCUAGUGCUAUUAAUUUAGUCAUUUACGAAAAACGCAUCUUGAAAUAUUUAGAAAGGUACUUAAAACAAAAGAAAAAGCUACCUGCAUGGAUCGCAUAUUACAGUCCUUUAGCUAGAGGUCACAGAGGCGGUCAUAACAAACAUAAGUCACUCUAUCCUAAGCUCUGUCUUUGCAAAAAUCAAAGUCAAAGGGAUACCGUCAUUUUUCCGAUAUUGUCAAACUAAUGGCGAACUCCCAAGGUCAAGACAGCGAAGAAAAAGUGUAGUUUAUAAAUAGUUUUUUCAUUUUGAGGUGGAGGGUAGUUUUUAGGGAAGCUUUGAUCCAACGAACUUGGCAAUGAAAAUGGACUUCGAGAUUUUUAGAAACUGUUGUAUUUUUCAAUUUUAAAUUGGUGGUGGGAUUAUUCAA
Bombyx mandarina (wild silkworm) is the source of this 1456-nucleotide messenger RNA. RefSeq names its product hyphally regulated cell wall protein 3-like. The record is from RefSeq and is a predicted model, not a curated record. Lineage: Eukaryota; Metazoa; Arthropoda; Insecta; Lepidoptera; Bombycidae.